AUGCUAGAAAUGAGUGUCGUAAGUGUGGGGCAAAACUUGAUUACAUUGACCUUUGUUGUCGAGCCUGUGAAGCAAGAGAACAAGAUGCGGCUAGCCGUUGUCCUGGAUGUGGCAAAAGUGGAACCAAUGGAGAAAAAUGUAUCGACUGUAUCGCUAGGGAGAACCAAAUUCAGUGUGUUAAAUGUAAAGGAUAUUUUUUAGACAACGGACAAGCGGGAGGAGGAGAUAAAGGUAGUUUUGUUUGUAAUCAGUGUAAUUGGAAGCAACCAAACGGGGAAGAAAGAAAAUGCGAUAAAUGUAAAACUAGACCAGUAGUUGUCUACCUUGGUUCAUUAGGUAAGUUUUGUCAGGAAUGUAAAGGGUGCGAUGAGUGUGGUCAUGCUGAUUUUAGAGAAUGUCUCAUAAAAUAUAAAGGUAAAAAAAUCUGUGUUAAUUGCCACCAUAAAUUAUUAGGUGAGGAACGCCGGGAUAAAACCCAAGAACACAACAAAUACACUUGCGAAAGAUGUCAUGCCUCCUGCUGA
This is a messenger RNA of Racocetra fulgida, 524 nucleotides long. The record is from the annotation of a GenBank genome assembly. Lineage: Eukaryota; Fungi; Glomeromycota; Glomeromycetes; Diversisporales; Gigasporaceae.